Loxodonta africana (African savanna elephant) is the source of this 2237-nucleotide messenger RNA. It is a transcript of the gene BAIAP2, whose product is annotated as BAR/IMD domain containing adaptor protein 2. Gene Ontology annotation, cellular component: nucleoplasm; cytosol. Gene Ontology annotation, molecular function: cytoskeletal adaptor activity; protein binding. Gene Ontology annotation, biological process: positive regulation of actin filament polymerization; plasma membrane organization; actin filament bundle assembly. Bases 103 to 1671 code for a protein of 522 amino acids. NCBI's taxonomy places the organism in Eukaryota, Metazoa, Chordata, Mammalia, Proboscidea, Elephantidae. The transcript is spliced from 14 exons. The record is from RefSeq and is a predicted model, not a curated record.
UGGCUCUUGGCCGGCUGUCCUGCUCCGCGCGCCCCGCGUUUUUCUGUCUUCGUUGCCGCUCUUGACCCCGCUCGGGUCUGCGGUGCUGCCGGGAUCAGGACCAUGUCGCUGUCGCGCUCGGAGGAGAUGCACCGGCUCACGGAAAAUGUCUACAAGACCAUCAUGGAGCAGUUCAACCCCAGCCUCCGGAACUUCAUCGCCAUGGGGAAGAACUACGAGAAGGCCCUGGCAGGUGUGACGUAUGCAGCCAAAGGCUAUUUCGAUGCCCUCGUGAAGAUGGGAGAGCUGGCCAGUGAGAGCCAAGGCUCCAAGGAACUGGGAGACGUCCUCUUCCAGAUGGCGGAGGUUCACAGGCAGAUCCAGAACCAGCUGGAGGAGAUGCUGAAGUCUUUCCACAAUGAGCUGCUCACUCAGUUGGAGCAGAAGGUGGAGUUGGACUCCCGGUACCUGAGCGCAGCACUGAAGAAGUACCAGACAGAGCAGAGGAGCAAGGGUGACGCGCUGGACAAGUGUCAGGGCGAGCUGAAGAAGCUUCGCAAGAAGAGCCAAGGGAGCAAGAACCCGCAAAAGUACUCAGACAAGGAACUGCAGUACAUCGACGCCAUCAGCAACAAGCAGGGUGAGCUAGAGAACUACGUGUCAGACGGCUACAAGACUGCCCUGACCGAGGAGCGGCGGAGGUUCUGCUUCCUGGUGGAGAAGCAGUGUGCCGUGGCCAAGAACUCUGCCGCCUACCACGCCAAGGGCAAGGAGCUGCUGGCACAGAAGCUGCCACUGUGGCAACAGGCCUGCGCUGACCCCAACAAGAUCCCGGACCGCGCCGUCCAGCUGAUGCAGCAGAUGGCCAGCAGCAAUGGCGCUGUCCUUCCCGGUGCUCUGUCAGCCUCCAAGUCCAACCUGGUCAUCUCAGACCCCAUCCCAGGGGCCAAGCCUCUGCCUGUGCCCCCAGAGCUGGCCCCUUUUGUGGGGCGGAUGUCAGCCCAGGACGGUGCACCUGUCAUGAACGGCGUCUCAGGCCCAGAUGGCGAGGACUACAACCCCUGGUCUGACCGCAAGGCCGCCCAGCCCAAGCCCCUGUCUCCUCCACAGUCGCAGAGCAAGCUGAGCGACUCAUACUCCAACACCCUGCCUGUGCGCAAGAGCGUGGCCCCGAAAAACAGCUACGCCACCACUGAGAACAAGACCCUGCCCCGCUCCAGCUCCAUGGCAGCUGGCCUGGAGCGCAACGGCCGCAUGCGGGUAAAGGCUAUCUUCUCCCACGCUGCCGGGGACAACAGUACCCUACUCAGCUUCAAGGAGGGAGACCUCAUCACGCUGCUGGUGCCCGAGGCCCGCGAUGGCUGGCACUAUGGCGAGAGUGAGAAGACCAAGAUGCGGGGCUGGUUCCCCUUUUCCUAUACCCGCGUCCUGGACAGUGAUGUCAGCGACAGGUUGCACAUGAGCCUGCAGCAGGGGAAGAGCAGCAGCACGGGCAACCUGCUGGACAAGGAGGACCUGGCCCUCCCACCACCCGACUACGGCACCUCCUCCCGAGCCUUCCCCGCCCAGACAGCUGGCACCUUCAAGCAGAGGCCCUACAGCGUGGCCGUGCCCGCCUUCUCACAGGGCCUGGACGACUACGGCGCGCGGUCUGUGAGCAGCGGCAGUGGUACGCUGGUGUCCACAGUGUGAGGACGCGGACCACACGCUGCCACUGCUCUGGAGAGCUUGCUGCCACCUCCCCCUCCUGCUCCUUCUCUUCCUCACGCUCUUUCUCUUCCUCCCCCUCCACCCCUGCCUCCUCCAGCCUCUGACCUGUUUGGCCACCAUUGGUCUCCUCCUCCGCUCUGGUUGGUUUGUUCUGGGUUAUUCUCUCCCCCAUCACCCACCCAUCUCCCCCUCAGUUGUGACCCGACUCUGUGAUCCCAGGAUCCAUGGUGCUGCUCCACCCCUCAUGCCCCCAUGUAUCCGCAGCCCCCCCCCCAGCAGACACCGCAAUGGGCCCCAACCUGCCCGGCGCUCCGCAGUGUCCACACGCACCCACCCUUUUCUAAGGCUCGCCGCGAGCCUGGUUUAAAGUUUGAAGAAAACAAAAAUCUUAAAAAAAAAAAGGAUGAAAAACAGGAAAAGGACUUUUUUUUCCUGAAAAACAAAACCGAUGUGCAUGGACUCCGGUGUACGUACUGUUACCUUUGCGUCUGACCCUCCCGGCACGGGCGGAUGGCAGGGAGGGCAGGAGCUCAGACUCCGGGGCCGCC